CAGUCAGUCCCAGAGGACAGCUGCCACUGGCUGUCUUAAUCCUCACCGACUCCGUUUCAGGCAGAAAUGCAGAGGAAUGAAACGGCAGUCUKCGUGCCACACGCUCCACUCCGGAAAUCGCGCGCGCAGACCCGAGCUCACCUGCUUUUAAUUGGACCAUCGCGACAAGUUGCUCGAAGUGACGUCAGCGCCACUGACUGACUGCCUACAACGCGACGAGGACACAGCUUCUUCUUCUUUUUUUUUUUUUUAUUAUCAUUACUUCACGUGAGAGUGAAUAACUGAGCCGCAGCGAGGCACGCGCUCUCACCAGGCGGAGAGAAGACGAAAAGGCAGGCGGCGUGGUGGGGAGCAGCGCGCGCGGGCACGUUUCAGCCUGUGGACGGAUGGAGGCAGAGCWGAGGGCUCACAGCGUCUCGGCAUGGACCAAACAGCCUCUAGUUAGUUGAACUGAAGAGCAGAGACUCGGACUUUAUUUAUAUAUAAAAAAAAAUCAUCAGAACAAAAACUCUGGAAUUGAUUUUUACUCUUUGCAGGGAACCGAAGCUGCUCCAUCCUCAUCUCUGGCAUCAGCAAUAAUAAUAAUAUUAAUAAUAAUAAUAAUUUGUUUGCGCGUGCGGUCGGUGCGCCCCUGCCUUCCAGGAUCCAUGGGUUGCACUGUGAGCGCAGAGGAUAAGGCUGCCGCGGAGAGGUCCAAAAUGAUAGACAAAAACCUCCGUGAAGAUGGAGAGAAAGCUGCAAGAGAAGUGAAAUUGCUGUUAUUAGGUGCUGGGGAGUCUGGGAAGAGCACCAUUGUAAAGCAAAUGAAGAUCAUCCACGAAGACGGCUACUCAGAAGACGAGUGCAAGCAGUAUCGAGCGGUUGUUUACAGUAAUACCAUCCAGUCUAUUAUGGCUAUUGUUAAAGCCAUGUCGAGACUCAAUAUAGACUACAAAAACCCUGCAAGAGUGGACGAUGCCCAGCAGCUCUUUGCCCUGGCUGCAGCUGCGGAGGAGCAGGGCAUUCUUCCUGAAGACCUAGCCAACGUGAUUCGGCGGUUGUGGGCCGACAGAGGCAUACGGAGUUGCUUUGCACGGUCGCGAGAAUACCAACUCAAUGACUCAGCAGCAUAUUACCUGAAUGAUCUGGAAAGGAUAGCAAAAGCAGAUUACAUCCCCACGCAGCAGGACGUGCUACGAACUCGGGUUAAGACCACCGGCAUCGUUGAGACCCACUUCACCUUCAAGGAACUGCACUUCAAAAUGUUUGAUGUUGGAGGCCAACGCUCAGAGAGAAAGAAGUGGAUUCACUGUUUUGAAGGAGUAACAGCCAUCAUAUUUUGUGUUGCACUGAGUGCUUAUGACCUGAUGCUGGCUGAGGAUGAAGAGAUGGUAAGGAAAAACCUCUUGCUCUGACGCACGCAUGCAUAUUUGUGUAAAAUGAAUCACAUUACUGUCCUGAUGCAUCUCAGUAAUCCAGGUAAAAAAUCAAAGGAAA
This is a messenger RNA of Austrofundulus limnaeus, 1476 nucleotides long. Its product is annotated as guanine nucleotide-binding protein G(i) subunit alpha-2. Gene Ontology annotation, biological process: gamma-aminobutyric acid signaling pathway; G protein-coupled adenosine receptor signaling pathway; adenylate cyclase-inhibiting G protein-coupled receptor signaling pathway. The coding region runs from base 648 to 1394 and encodes 248 amino acids. Gene Ontology annotation, molecular function: G protein-coupled receptor binding; G-protein beta/gamma-subunit complex binding; GTP binding. The transcript has 6 exons. The record is from RefSeq and is a predicted model, not a curated record. NCBI's taxonomy places the organism in Eukaryota, Metazoa, Chordata, Actinopteri, Cyprinodontiformes, Rivulidae. Gene Ontology annotation, cellular component: cytoplasm; heterotrimeric G-protein complex.